GUAGAUUGAAAUUACACUCCCUUGUUUAUAUUUUUCUCGAUAUAUACUGUAUACAAAUGAAUAGAAAAUACUUGGAUCGUCGAUCAUACUCAUGGUCCGGAUCACAAGCAAGACCAUACAUAUGCGAUUUUUGCGAGAGAGGUUUCUCUAACGCACAAGCUUUAGGAGGGCACAUGAACAUCCACAGAAAAGACAGGGCAAAACUUCGACAAGCGAACCUGAAAGAAGAAGAUACUGAAGAAGCCACCACUUCGACAAAUCAGUUAGAGCAAGAGCUUAUUGAGUUACCGUUCUUCGUUGAUACGGUCCGUCGACCAACAACAAAAGAAGAAGAUGAUAAAAGCGACAACUGUGUAAGAGAUGAAGAAAAGAACAGAACGAGGAUACUUGAAACGGCUUUAUCUCAAAGUGCAGAAGUGAUAGAUCUUGAGCUCCGGCUAGGAUUAGAUCCUUAUAAGAAAUCAACAAGUACGUAAAUGUUUGAAUAAUUUAAUCACCAAGUAAUGUAAUUAUGCAAUGUGAAUAAUUUCGUUUGACUAGCUAGAUAUUGAUUUGUUAAU
Camelina sativa (false flax) is the source of this 560-nucleotide messenger RNA. Its product is annotated as transcriptional regulator TAC1-like. The record is from RefSeq and is a predicted model, not a curated record. Lineage: Eukaryota; Viridiplantae; Streptophyta; Magnoliopsida; Brassicales; Brassicaceae.